CAAAAUCCCAUUUUCGCCAGCACCGUUUUUUCUGAAGACGAUCUAACUUGAGAAAAAAAGAUGAGUCUCUCUGAUAAGGACAAGGCUACGGUGAAGGGCAUCUGGGGUAAGAUCAGCCCUAAGGCCGAUGAGAUCGGCGCUGAAGCCCUGGCCAGAAUGCUGACCGUCUACCCUCAGACCAAGACCUACUUCUCUCACUGGGCUGACCUGAGCCCCGGCUCUGCUCCAGUGAGGAAGCACGGCAAGGUUAUCAUGGGUGCCGUCGGCGAAGCCGUUACAAAAAUAGACGACCUUGUGGGAGGUCUGGCCGCCCUGAGCGAACUUCAUGCUUUCAAGCUGCGUAUCGACCCGGCCAACUUCAAGAUCCUCGCACACAACCUCAUAGUGGUCAUCGCCAUGCUCUUCCCUGGAGAAUUCACCCCAGAUGUUCACGUGUCAGUUGACAAGUUUUUUCAGAACUUGGCCCUGGCUCUUGCUGAGAAGUACCGCUAAACUUCCAGUGGGCAUCCAUGGGCAAGACUGUGCGGCACCCCUAACCAACUUAUGCAUGAUGUCUGAAUAACAUUUCUCAAUAAACGGCACAGAACUGAA
This is a messenger RNA of Rhinichthys klamathensis goyatoka, 591 nucleotides long. It is a transcript of the gene hbba1.2, whose product is annotated as Hemoglobin subunit alpha-like. Gene Ontology annotation, molecular function: haptoglobin binding; heme binding; organic acid binding. Gene Ontology annotation, biological process: oxygen transport; hydrogen peroxide catabolic process. The record is from RefSeq and is a predicted model, not a curated record. NCBI's taxonomy places the organism in Eukaryota, Metazoa, Chordata, Actinopteri, Cypriniformes, Leuciscidae. The transcript has 3 exons. Gene Ontology annotation, cellular component: haptoglobin-hemoglobin complex; hemoglobin complex; blood microparticle. The coding region runs from base 61 to 492 and encodes 143 amino acids.